This is a messenger RNA of Laccaria bicolor S238N-H82, 1098 nucleotides long. RefSeq lists its product as uncharacterized. The record is from RefSeq and is a predicted model, not a curated record. The transcript is spliced from 8 exons. Gene Ontology annotation, molecular function: RNA polymerase II CTD heptapeptide repeat kinase activity; cyclin-dependent protein serine/threonine kinase activity; ATP binding. Bases 1 to 1098 code for a protein of 365 amino acids. Gene Ontology annotation, cellular component: cytoplasm; nucleus; transcription factor TFIIH holo complex. Gene Ontology annotation, biological process: positive regulation of transcription by RNA polymerase II; protein phosphorylation. Lineage: Eukaryota; Fungi; Basidiomycota; Agaricomycetes; Agaricales; Hydnangiaceae.
AUGGAUGUGGUCGAGAAAGCCAAUGCCGACAGACAAAAGAGGUGGAUUAAGGACAAAAAGGUUGGUGAGGGAACAUACGCCGUUGUCUAUCAAGGUCGAGAGGCCUCGACAGGAAGAAAGGUCGCCAUUAAAAAGAUAAAGGUCGGGCAGUUCAAGGAUGGUUUGGACAUGUCUGCCAUUCGCGAGGUGAAAUACCUGCGAGAGUUGAAACAUCAGAAUGUAAUAGAGCUCCUCGACGUGUUCUCGUCUAAAACAAAUCUCAACCUUGUCCUCGAAUUUCUAGAUUCCGACCUCGAAAUGAUCAUCAAAGACAGGUCCCUUGUUUUUCUUCCUGCGGACAUCAAGAGCUGGAUGGCUAUGACGUUCCGUGGUCUUGAGUUCUGUCACCGCAAUUGGAUACUGCAUCGUGACUUGAAGCCGAACAACUUGUUGAUAGCCUCAGAUGGGCAGCUGAAAAUUGCCGAUUUUGGUCUUGCACGAGAGUAUGCGGACCCAGGAUACAAAAUGACAUGUCAAGUCAUCACGCGCUGGUAUCGACCACCAGAAUUGCUCUUCGGUAGCCGUUACUAUAGCUCAGCAGUUGACAUCUGGUCCGUUGGCUGCAUUUUCGCCGAACUUAUGCUCCGAAUUCCAUAUCUUCCUGGCGAGAGCGAUAUGGACCAAUUAAAAACCAUCUUUCGGGCUCUUGGUACACCCACUGAGGAAGACUGGCCGGGACAUACCAAGCUCCCCGACUACAUUCCUGUUGGUCUAUUUCCAAAGACACCUUUGAGAGAUUUAUUCACUGCUGCGAGCGCGGAUACUUUAAAUCUCCUAAGCAAAUGCUUGAUAUUUGAGCCACGAAAACGCAUUAAUGCGAAAGAGGCGUUAUUCCAUCCAUAUUUUACCGCCCUGCCGUAUCCCUCCCACCCUUCCAAACUUCCAAAAUGUGCUAUACAGGUCGAGCGACCUUUAGAGGAGGUGGACGGCAACGUAGAAAUAGCACCUGCUGUGAAAGCAAGGAACAAUAUGUUGAAGCGCAAACUUUCCUCGCCAAGCGAAAAAGGGCGCUCAAUCGCGCGGCGGUUAGACUUCACUAAGCAGACACCUGGGUCAUGA